Messenger RNA from Bufo gargarizans (Asiatic toad), 6257 nucleotides. It is a transcript of the gene ROCK1, whose product is annotated as Rho associated coiled-coil containing protein kinase 1. Gene Ontology annotation, biological process: regulation of cell junction assembly; actomyosin structure organization; embryonic morphogenesis. The transcript has 33 exons. Gene Ontology annotation, molecular function: Rho-dependent protein serine/threonine kinase activity; small GTPase binding; ATP binding. The coding region runs from base 409 to 4494 and encodes 1361 amino acids. Gene Ontology annotation, cellular component: cytoplasm; cytoplasmic stress granule; cytoskeleton. The record is from RefSeq and is a predicted model, not a curated record. NCBI's taxonomy places the organism in Eukaryota, Metazoa, Chordata, Amphibia, Anura, Bufonidae.
CCCUCACCCCCCGCCCGUGUGUUUGAACAGGAAGGCGGACAUGUUUGUGGAGCGCCUGUGAGUCAGGAGGAGCUUGCGGCAUCAUCCUUCGUGAGCCGCAAGAAGCAGAGCAGCCCUGGCAGGCGAGUGUGCCCCCGGGCGGAGGACGGACGGACGGCGCUGAGGAACGUUAUGGCCGGAUACUGACCGGACGUCUGCCUGCCCGUAGUAGCUGUCACCCGGCCCCCCCUCCGGCCAGGGCCUGUGUGUAUGUAUCCGCCGGAGGCCCGUAGGGAGGAUGCCGGGGUCCGUUCCGCUGCAGAGCCCGGCGCUGAGGCGGGGGUGAGGGAGCGCGGAUCUGAGCGACACGCCGGGGAGCGAUCUGUGUGAGGAGCCGAGCACCGACCGCCACCCCUGCCGCCUGCAGCCAUGUCUACCGGGGACAGCUUCGAGACCCGCUUCUCCAAGAUCGACGUCCUGCUCCGCGACCCCAAAUCGGAGGUGAACACGGACUGCCUGCUGGAUGGCUUGGACGCUAUGGUGUAUGACUUGGACUUCCCUGCGAUGAGGAAAAACAAGAACAUUGACAACUUCCUAAAUCGAUAUAAAGACACAAUAAGUAAAAUUCGGGAUUUGCGAAUGAAAGCUGAAGAUUAUGAAGUGGUUAAGGUCAUUGGCAGAGGAGCUUUUGGUGAAGUCCAACUGGUGAGGCACAAAUCUUCCAGAAAGGUGUACGCCAUGAAGCUGUUAAGCAAGCUGGAGAUGAUAAAGAGGUCAGACUCUGCCUUCUUCUGGGAAGAAAGAGACAUUAUGGCAUUUGCCAACAGUCCUUGGGUUGUUCAGUUAUUCUAUGCUUUUCAAGAUGAUCGGUAUCUUUAUAUGGUGAUGGAGUACAUGCCUGGAGGAGACCUGGUCAAUUUAAUGAGUAACUAUGAUGUACCUGAGAAAUGGGCGCGUUUCUAUACCGCUCAAGUGGUUUUAGCCUUAGAUGCCAUUCAUUCAAUGGGCUUCAUUCACAGGGAUGUGAAGCCUGACAAUAUGUUGCUGGACAAGUCUGGUCAUUUAAAACUUGCAGAUUUUGGUACUUGUAUGAAGAUGAACUCUGAAGGAAUGGUACGAUGCGACACUGCUGUAGGAACUCCGGACUACAUUUCCCCUGAAGUAUUAAAAUCUCAGGGUGGUGAUGGUUACUACGGACGAGAAUGUGAUUGGUGGUCCGUUGGAGUCUUUCUUUAUGAAAUGCUUGUAGGAGACACUCCUUUCUAUGCAGACUCACUGGUUGGUACUUAUAGCAAGAUCAUGAAUCACAAAAACUCACUUACAUUCCCAGAGGACAGUGACAUUUCAAAAGAGGCGAAAAACUUGAUAUGUGCAUUCCUCACUGACAGAGAAGUCCGGUUGGGGCGGAAUGGGGUUGAAGAAAUUAAAAGACAUCUUUUCUUCAAAAAUGACCAAUGGGCAUGGGAGACUCUCCGAGAUACUGUAGCUCCGGUUGUGCCAGAUUUAACCAGUGACAUUGAUACAAGUAAUUUUGAUGAUUUGGAGGAAGAUAAAGGAGAGGAAGAAACAUUCCCAAUACCCAAAGCAUUUGUGGGGAACCAGCUUCCUUUUGUAGGAUUCACCUAUUACAGUAACAGGCAGUAUUUAUCUGACCCUGCGUCAAGUGCUGAUGACAAUAGAUCCAGUUCUAAAGUAGAUAAGAACCUGGUGGAGAAUUUGCAGAAGAGCAUCUAUCAACUUGAAGAGCAGUUACAUAAUGAGAUGCAGCUAAAAGAUGAGAUGGAGCAGAAGUGCAGGAUGUACAACAUUAAGCUGGACAAGAUAAUGAAGGAGCUGGAUGAAGAGGGCAAUCAAAGAAAAAACUUGGAGUCAGUCGUGUCUCAAAUUGAAAAGGAAAAGAUGAUGCUCCAGCACCGAAUGAAUGAAUUCCAAAGAAAGGCAGAACAGGAGAGCGAAAAGCGGAGGAAUGUAGAAAACGAAGUGUCCACAUUAAAAGACCAAUUGGAAGAUUUAAGAAAAAUCAAUCAGAAUUCUCAGAUGACAAAUGAAAAAAUAUCUCAGUUACAAAAACAGUUGGAAGAAGCCAAUGACUUCUUAAGAACGGAGUCGGACACUGCUGCAAGACUGAGGAAAAGUCAAAAUGAGAUGGGCAAGACUAUUACACAGCUGGAAACACUUAAUCGGGAAUUACAGGAUAGGUGCCGGCUAUUGGAAAGUGCCAAAUUACAAGUGGAAAAGGAUUUUUUUCAACUACAGGCGGCCUUAGAUUCGGAGAGGAGGGACAGGAACCAAGGAUCAGAACUUAUUGGGGAUCUACAAGCGAGAAUGACAUCAUUGCAAGAAGAAUUGAAGCAUUUCAAACACAAUCUUGAAAGGGCAGAAAUGGAUAGGAAGGAGGCAUUGGAUCUCCUGAACAAGUCAGAAAAAGAAAAGAACAAUUUAGAAAUAGAGCUGAACUAUCAGCUUAAAUCCUUGCAACAGCGGCUGGACCAGGAGAUCAAUGAGCAUAAGGUGACAAAGGCAAGACUGAGUGACAAACACCAGACAUUUGAGGAAGAAAAGUCAGUGGCCAUGUGUGAGAUUGAAAUGAAAGUGAAAGCAGAACGGGCAGCGAAGGAGAGAGCGGAGAGCCGGAGGAUGGAGAUAGAGAAGCAGUGUUCGAUGCUGGAUUUUGACCUCAAACAGUCACAUCAGAAAUUAGACCAUCUGGUUCAACAAAAGGAGAGGCUGGAAGAGGAGGUGAAACAGCUGACCCUGCAGCUGGAGCAGGAGUCGAAGAAAAGGAUCACUGCACAGAAUGAGCUGAAGGUGCACGCGUUUGAGGCCGAUAAUCUGAAGGGAUCUGAGAAACAGUUGAAGCAGGAAAUAAAUACGUUGUUGGAAGCAAAGAGGUUGUUGGAGUUUGAGCUGGUCCAGUUAACAAAGCAGUACAGAGGCAAUGAAGGUCAAAUGAGGGAACUUCAGGAUCAACUUGAAGCUGAGCAGUAUUUUUCAACACUGUACAAAACUCAGGUUAAAGAACUUAAAGAAGAAGUUGAAGAGAAGACGAAGCUCAGCCAAGAACUGGAUAAGAAAUUACAUGAACUUCAAAAUGACAGAGAAACUCUAACCGCGCAGUUGGACCUGGCUGUGACAAAAGCGGAAUCGGAACAGCUGGCCCGGGCACUUCUGGAAGAACAGUGCUUUGAAUUGACCCAAGAGAGCAAAAAGCUAUCGACAAGAACCAGACAGGACAAUAUAGAUAAAGAUCAUACCAUCCGCAAGCUGGAGGAAACAAACCACACAUUAACCAAAGAUGUUCAAGAAUUAACCAAAGAAAAUGCAGAACUGACUGAGAAGUUUAAGACACUGGAAGAGGACUUGAAACUGAAGCAAGAAGAACUUAGCAAUUUGAAGAUUACGUAUGAGAAGAAUAUAAAUACUGAAAGAACGCUUAAAACUCAGGCUGUGAACAAACUGGCUGAGAUCAUGAAUAGGAAAGAUUUCAAACUGGACAGGAAGAAAGCCAACACGCAGGACCUGAGAAAGAAAGAGAAGGAAAAUCGUAAGCUGCAGUUAGAUCUCAACCAGGAGAAGGAGAAAUACAACCAGAUGGUUACCAAAUUUCAGAAGGAGAUGGAAGAUAUGUUAAUGCAAUUGACUGAAGAAAGUAAUACCAGGAAUGAACUUCAGAUGCAGCUGGCCAGUAAAGAAAGUGACAUAGAACAGUUGCGUGCCAGACUGGCGGAGCUGCAGCUACGUAUGGACUCUACAAGUGUUGCUAGUCUACAGCCAGAUGAAGCAGAUGGAAUGAUAGGCGAAUCCGAAUCAAGAAUUGAGGGGUGGCUGUCUAUUCCGAAUAGAGGGAAUAUAAAAAGGCAUGGUUGGAAGAAACAGUAUGUUGUGGUUAGCAGUAAGAAGAUAAUAUUUUACAAUGAUGAGCAGAAUAAGGAACAGUCCAACCCAUCCAUGGUACUAGAUAUAGAUAAGCUUUUCCACGUCCGCCCUGUUACACAAGGGGAUGUUUAUCGCGCGAAUACUGAAGAGAUCCCGAAGAUAUUCCAGAUACUUUAUGCCAAUGAAGGCGAAUGUAGGAAAGAUUUGGAAUUGGAUCCAGUGCAGCAAGUGGAGAAGACCAAUUUCCUCAACCACAAAGGGCAUGAGUUCAUUCCUACACUGUAUCAUUUCCCAGCAAAUUGUGAAGCUUGCUCCAAGCCAUUAUGGCAUGUUUUCAAACCUCCUCCAGCACUGGAAUGCAGAAGAUGCCAUGUUAAGUGCCAUAGGGACCACCUGGAUAAGAAGGAGGAGCUCAUCUCCCCUUGUAAAGUGAGUUAUGAUGUUACAACUGCAAGAGAUAUGCUUUUGUUGGCGUGCACUCAGGAUGAACAGAAAAAAUGGGUGUCUCAUUUACUGAAGAAAAUACCCAAAACCCCACCUUCAAAUUUUGUCCGCAUCUCCCCAAGGAGCAUGUCUACUAGGUCAACAAACCAGUCCUUCCGAAAGCCUAUGAAAACUGGUUCUGGAAAAGCCAGCUAAUCUUGGUUGGCCACUGUGCAUUCAUGAAGCUGGUCUUCCAUAUUUACAGACUGGUGCAAAGAAGCUGCUAUAUCCAUCGGCAAAGGAGCAACAGGCUUUCAGGGUGACUUUUUCUUCCUCUUCCCAUUGCUAAAGCACAGAGAGCAUGUAUGAGGGUCUUUUCUCGUGGGCUUGUCUACGGAUAGAAUAGACGGAUUAUUACUAUGUAAUGCAAGUUGUUAAAGCUUAGCUAUGUUUAUUUUCAUAUAUAUUUAUAUUAUCCAAAUCAAUGUAAAGUUAUUCUUUGGAUAUCUAUGGAAGCCUGUUGAUGGGGAAACAGCUUAUGCACAGAUGAGGAUGGCAGGAACUGCGCCACGUAUGGAUAUCAGAGGAAUAUGUCUCAAUGAGAACAGAAGUUCCUGUAUAUUAUCUCCAUCUUCCUGAAGACUGCAAAUUGUUCUUGCAAAAAGUGACCACUUGAACUCUAGUGCCUUCACUUUCCGGCUGUUGGUAGCCUUAUGUCAAAAGCACUUGUGGGAGGACAGAGUCUGUUUUGUGCUUUGCAUAUAUUAUACAGCCAUUCAUCAAAGUGAAAGGUCAACAGAUACGUUUUAACUAUGCAUUUUACUUGUUUUAUUACUUUGUUUUUGCCAAGCCAUAUUGAAACGUGUUUAAUACAUAGAGGCAUUAGAAACUAACAGUACAAUCCAAGUUCUAUGUGUGUUUUGAGUACAUCAUUCUGUUUAUUUUGUAUUGUUUUUGCCUUACAGUUUUUAAAGAUACAGAACGUUAAGUUAACGGACAUAUAAAAUAUGUAUGCACUGUGUGGACUUGUAAAUUAUUUGUUAGAACACUUUAUUGGGUAUUGCUUUUGUUCUUUUUAGUGCCUUAUUUCAUUUAUUUUACUGCCAUGUUUUGUUUGGUUUUCUUUUUUAGCGUAUGGGCACAAAACUUGUAUCCUGAAGAUAAUACCCUUUCCAAGUCACAGGUUUUACCGGGCUCAUAUCACACUGCUUUUAACGGAGGGAGAUUAAAAGGCCAUUUACAAAAGGGUUUAGAGGCAAAAGUUGACUCAAGUAUUUUCAGAUGUCAGUUUUACAUUCCUAGUAGAUAAACCCAUUACUUCUAGGGUUUUAAAUCUCUGAUUAGCUCCAUAUUGGAGCAAAUCAGUAUCAUAGCCAGCAGUCGGCCUGUUAUUUGUACGGCUGUCUGGUCACCAAUUCCCUUAGCUGUCCUGCAGAAGACUUUACAGACCAGGCCUCAAGCUGGUGUACAAGGAGUUGUGCCCGGUUACACUGACGAGCCCAUUCCUUACGGUUGCAGUCAUGGAACAGCUAUUGUGUGGAGGAUAAUCGUUUGUUUGCUUUCUUUCAUGGUUUAAGAGAAGACAUAUCAUGUGAUUUCUGAACAAUCACUGAGCUAAACUACCUGCUAUAUGGUUUGUUUUAAUAAAAAUAUGCUGAGCAUACAAGCUUGAAAGCAUUAAAAUAGUGUUUCACAUUUUUAUAAACUCUUGAUAAUAUAGGGAUUCUAAUAUAAAUGUUCCUGCUUAUCAGCGGAGACAGGUUAAGGUAUGGGCAAUAAUGGUUUAUUUUUUUUAUUUUUUUUACCAAAUACCUCCUCAAUAAUUUAUAAUGGCUUUGCAGUUUCAUUUCUUAAAUAAAAAUAGAAAAAAAAGCACUGGAACCCUAGUUUGUCUGAAGGCAAUUUGCAUGUUACAAGUGGUAUUGAAAUCCGCACUGAUGGAUAUGUAAUAAUAAACAUAUCUGUUAUUAAUAUACUAA